UCAAUAAGUUAUCAUUAAGUUUUGUUUCACUCCCUUGUGAAUACUUUUACAUGUAUGCAUUGCUUAGAACUUCAGUGUGUUUCAGUGUCAUUAAAAGCAGACCGCAAACUAUAUUUACAGCAGUCUAUAAAUAAAACUUUUUCACAUUCAGUGCGGAAGUAUACCGCCCUCCCCUGGACGCGUCACUGUUAUUCUCGUUGACUGUGUCAAAAGGAUCGCAUCUUCUCCAUAAAAUUAACUUCAUUCGAAUCGGACCAUGUCCGAUGCGAGCGCGGACAAUUAUGACGGGUUUCAGGCCCAGUUCACGAACAUAAUGGAAACAAUUUUACAGACUGCUGUCAGGGAAGCGACAAAACUUUAUGAUGGCACUUUGCAGCGUUUGAAAGCGGAAUUGGUGCAGCUGAGACAAGAGAAUGUCAACACGAAGACAGGUGAUUCAUCCGGCCAGAACACAAAGAGAUUAUCUGAAGCUGGGAGUCAGAGGACUGGAAAUGGCUCUAAACAUCGUGAUAUUGGCGUGCAGUGCGAAAAGCCUACAUUGGUGGACCGGGGAUGCAGCCCCCUUCAGUUUAUAGGACAACGUGUUAAUGUGGGAGACAUUACGAGCGAUAAACUCACAGAUCUAUGUGCCAGUGAGGAUGGGAACAGACAGCUUGCGUUGCUCCUCGUCAAACAAGAGCCUCAAGAGACUGAAUGCAACAGCUAUGCACCAGGAUACUUUUUACUAAAGCAAGAGGGUGCUGAACCAAUACUGGUGCGCAGAGAGCCAAAUAAGGACACCAUGGAAAGGGUUGUGAUACCGCCAGCAUUGCAAACAAUAACUAGGCACCAUAGCAACCAAGGAGGAAAGUCACCACGACCAGUGACUACUUCCUCUUGUAGUCGCAGAGUGGAUUCCUGUGGUCAAAAACCCAAUCAGACUAUACAACCCAUCCAAAGUACAUCUAAAAGAACACUGGAAAACACUGAAGCCUUGUCUUCCCAAUGCAAAAGACAGAAUCCCAGUGCAUCAGCACAGACAUCCACUUCUUCAGUACUUCCCAAUUCGACCCAAACUCCUGCUUCCACUGUUAACCUGUCUGUGCCAAUGAUUGAGCUGUCUGGCACUCCAACAAUACCUCAAACCAAACCAACAGCUUCAUUAGUUUACCGUCGACCAAACCCUCAAACAUCAAACCAGACAGUAGUCCCUCAGAAAGAGGGGACAAAUAUCUGUCAAAACACCUACCUAAAUCCUUUUCCCCCAAGCCAAGUCUUAGUAACAGCUCCUCAUUCCCCAAAACAGCGAGUUCAGGCAUUGGUUUCACAUAAUGAGAAAACUCUUUCAAACAUUGCCUCGCUAAACCAGGCCACUGAACCACUAACCCAGUGUGCAUCUCAACUUACACAACUACCAUUCUUUCCACCUCAAUCCAUCAAAACACCAGCCCAAGAGAUGACUCCACUAGUACAAACUGUCAUGCCAUCAGGACACGUUCCUGUCGCAGCAGUUCCAAAUCCAGUUCCACCAGUCCAGGAUCAGAUUCUCUCAGCCGGUCUUAUUCCUUCUCAAUCUCAAGUUUUUACAUUGCCACAGAUAAUGCCAGCACAUUCUGUGACAUCAAGUCCAUCAUUCCAGUUCCCUUUGGUUCUGCCACACAAUCCAGUUCAGGGGACGCCACCUUCUUAUCUGCCAACACAUGUUCCAUUUACUUCUCCGCACAUUCCAGUUAACGGAGUUCAGGGAUCCGUCUCCUUAAACCCACCUCAACCUCCACUUACGCAAUCUCAAUAUCCACCACAAUCUGAUCAGUUUUCCUCUUCUCCAGACCAUUUUUUUCCUCCACCUGAUGAUACGCCAAGUUUGCUGGAAUCUCUUGACACUUUGCAUUUGCACUCACCCAUUGUGAUAACGCCACAAGAUGCCCUUGAGCAGGCACCCAUGCACCAUUUUCAUCCAUCUGGGCAGUUUGCUCCUCUGCUAACACUGAAGGAGCAACAAGCUGCCACUUCAGCUAACGUUGUUUUAGGGCGAGUACCCAUUCCAUCCUUGGAUACCUCUGCAUCUCUGGGUGACAACAACGAAACAGACCUACCAUUUUCCCCAUGUUGCACAGAGAGAAAUGACAAAGACCUCUCGGAAGAUGAUGACACCCCUACACUCCAGUCUAGACUGAGAAAACAGAGGAAGUUUUGCUCCAAAUCCAGACAAAUAGAUCCUGCAGAUGAGGACGGCACACUUAUGGUCAAGGAUAAGAGGGUGGAUCAGGUACAGAAUGAAUUGAUUAGUGAAACACCACAUUCUGGCUCAAAUAAUGGAAAUCAACUAUUACCAAAACCUUCAGGCAAAACACUGCAGAGAAAUACGAAGUGUCCCCAGUGUGGAAGGGUCCUCAGCAAUGCGUCUGCCUUGGAGAACCACAUGAGACUUCAUACAGGCGAAAGACCUUAUACCUGUUCCCAGUGUGGAAAAGGGUUUCCUAGUGUACGAGGUCUUAACCGGCACAUGAAGGUCCAUGCAGAGGAGAAACGGUAUCAGUGUGAUGAGUGUGGAAAGAGUUUUGUAUAUCACUUUACCCUUACCAAACAUCAGCUCAUUCACUCUGGAGAAAGACCGUUUCCUUGUAAAGUUUGUGGAAAGAGGUUUUUGGCUAAGGCAGACCGGGCUACACAUAUGCGAAUGCACACUGGAGAGAAGCCAUUCUCAUGCACUCUAUGUGGGAAGAAGUUUAAACAUAGAGUCGCUUUGAAUAUGCAUAUGCAGGGGCACAGAGGAGAGAAACGCUACAUCUGCCCCCACUGUGAAAAGGGAUUUGUGGAUCUAGGCAACUUUAAAAGACACAAGCUCAUCCACACAGGGGAAAGACCGUUUGAGUGCAAGGAAUGUGGGAAACGCUUUACUCAAUCAGCCCAUCUCAAGAAACAUGUCAACACACAACAUACUACAUGAAAAAAAGAAUUUGGAUUGUUCAGUAUUAAGCAUUCAGUUGAUCUCCUUGAUUGACUGACAAAUAUUCUGUUACAAAAUAUAUAACAGUAUUAGGCCUGAUUGUAAAUUAAAGGGAUAGUUCACCCAAAAAUGAAAGUUACCCCUUGAUUUACUCACCCUCAAGCCAUCCUAGGUGUAUAUGACUUUCUUCUUUCAGACAAAUACAGUCAGUUAUAUAAAAAAAUCAUUGUUUUUCCGAGCUUUAUAAUGGCAGUGAAUGGGGAUUGAGAAUUUGAAUCUAAAUAAAGUGCAUCCAUCCAUCAUAAAAGGCACUCCAGUCCUCAUGGCUCCGCGGGGUUCACGAGAGUGGCAUUCCAGCGGAUUACGUCGGUGUAGCGUAAGCUCCGGUGAGAAGUGACUAAAUUGAAUUAAUUUCUAGAUCUACACGGUAUACACAAAGUGUUUCAGUCUGGUUUUAGAUUUUUAUAUAGGACAGAGACUGCACUGUUGAAGGUUUUUAAUUACUUAUUACUUGCUACUGACUCAGGGGACUGUGCGAUUUUAAUUCUACUAGACCUUACGGCUGCAUCUGAUACUGUAGACCAUAAGACCUUGAUUUUGUUGGGAUGGUUUAGAUACUAUUUGUCCGAAGGAACUUUUUCAGUUAACUUUGUCUCCUCAACUGCUUCUUUCACGUGUGGGGUCCCCCGGGAUCCAUUUUGGGGCCUAUUCUGUUCUCCCUGUAUAUGCUUCCCUUAAGAAAUAUUUUUAGAAAGUUUGAUAUUAUUUUUGAUAGUUAUGCAGACGAUAGGUAAAUUUACCCACCUUUGAAACGUAAGGAUACUUCUUCUUUAG
Molecule: messenger RNA, 3763 nt
Organism: Carassius carassius (crucian carp)
Lineage: Eukaryota; Metazoa; Chordata; Actinopteri; Cypriniformes; Cyprinidae
Product: zinc finger protein 263-like
Exons: 4
Coding region: 257-2929 (890 amino acids)
Biological process (GO): regulation of transcription by RNA polymerase II
Cellular component (GO): nucleus
Molecular function (GO): RNA polymerase II transcription regulatory region sequence-specific DNA binding; DNA-binding transcription factor activity, RNA polymerase II-specific
Source: RefSeq, a predicted model, not a curated record